Molecule: messenger RNA, 838 nt
Organism: Cladocopium goreaui
Lineage: Eukaryota; Dinophyceae; Suessiales; Symbiodiniaceae
Source: the annotation of a GenBank genome assembly
AUGGGGUGGUUGGUGGAUGAAGCUGUACCGGGCGACAGUCUCCUGUUCUUCUACAGUGGACAUGGUUCCCAGCAGCCCAAUUUCAACGACCGGGAGAAGGAUGGCUUUGAUGAGACACUGGUUCCUGUGGACGUUGAAACCUGCGGAAUGUUGGUAGAUGAUGAGAUCAACGAGAUCUUAGUGCAGCCUCUGCCUGCUGGUGUGCGCCUCACGUGUUUCUUGGAUUCCUGCCACAGCGGAUCUGGCUUGGACUUGCCAUAUCGCUGGAAUCCAUACAUGGAGGAGGGAGCGUCAUGGCAUCUUGAUCAGGGCGGCUAUUAUGGCGACGCCGACGUGAUCUGCGUCUCCGCUGCGGCAGACGACGAGACGGCCAAGGGAGUUCCGGCCAUGGGCGAGCGCGAGGACUUCCCCUCUGGCGCCUUUGCAGCGGCGUGGUGCGUGGCCUGCGAAGUGCAUGAGACGCAGUGUAAGAUGAAUUGGAAGGAGAUGCUGAAGAUCGUGAAGGACGUCUGUGAGGAUUUCCACUUCGGCCAAUCCGUGCAGCUCUCGAGCUCCCAGAAGUUUGACCUCAAGCGUGAGUUCAAUUUCCACGACUGCAUCCCCAACAGCAAUGACAAGAAGGGAGCCGUGGUGAACGAUGGGGAAACGCCCGUCUACCCCAGCGAGAAUAAGUUGAAGAAGUCGGCCUUCAUUCAGCACAUGCAGCAGAUGAUGCAAAUGGGGAUGCCACCGGGGAUGGAUAUGGGAGGGAUGAUGAUGGGCUUCUGAGGAUGAAGUUUGCCAAUGCCGGGCGGCAUCGAAACUGUAGUGGUUGAUGGUUGAGAACACUACCCGUGUC